Momordica charantia (bitter melon) is the source of this 1798-nucleotide messenger RNA. Lineage: Eukaryota; Viridiplantae; Streptophyta; Magnoliopsida; Cucurbitales; Cucurbitaceae. The record is from RefSeq and is a predicted model, not a curated record.
CUUUUUUAAAUAAACAAUGACAAGAUUUGGUGCUGUGUUUCUGUGCUGCGCCAGUCGCCAAAUAACUGGGAGAGGUAAACUUUUUUCGAGCCUCCGUGCUUCAUCUUCUCGAGGGAACUGUUCGAAUUCGACGACUAAGUUCCAUGUAUGCUCGUUCUCCAUCUCCGAUACGUCAAUACCAUGCUCGAAAAGAAGCAAAAAAGAAGAGUUGGAGGGGACAAUAAACAGUUCAGUUCAGUUCGGUCCGAAGAAGGAUUCAUGUACUCUUACGAGAAACAUACACAUUCCCCGGAAGCUGUGGCURGUUAAAUUAAUAAUGAUGCAUAUGACCGGAAGGCGAGUUUCGGAAACAGGGCAAGCAAAGGGUAGAACGAUUAAUUUUAUUUUGAAGUUCAUGGAUAAAGUGGAAAAUCAUGAGCCUAAUAAAAUGCAAUGUCAUUUGGUUUACGAAUCCCACGGCAGUUACAAUUACGGCGUAAAAUUUCAUGGAGCGAGCAAGAACUUUAUUGUUGGUGCGUUUAAAUCCAGGAAUCCACUCUUGAGAUGAACUGCUCAAUGGAAAUUAAAGACAGAUAGCUUGCUGUUUUAUCUGAGAGAGAUGAACUCCCUCUGUAAAAGAGGAAUAAUAUGCGAACCAAAUGGUGGAUGAGGGAACAGGUAAGUUGUUAAUACGCUCUUAUUUAUUUCAGAUGCAUCACAUUUUUUUAGAUUUAAGUUUACAUCGUUAUAAAGUUCGGGAGAUAUGUGAUCAACUUUCUUUUAACUUGUCUGGUAAGUAGUUAAUAGGAGGUACUUUUUGGAUGAGUUUUGGUUAAUCGAAUUCUACUUGUUGGGAACUCUUUUUCCUUUUUUCUUUUUGGUUUUCAGUAACUUCGGGCUAGACAUAAUUGAUCAUUUAAACAACUUCAACUAUAUGUAUUAACACUACCCAAGAUUGAUGGGACCGGCCAAAGGGAUUCCUGUGUUAUAGUAUUCAGGCAGUUCUUUUAAAUACCAGUAUAUUUGGUAUGUUACCAAAUCAAAUUGUGAUUAUUCAUGCAGAAAAGGUGUCCAACCUUGAUAACAGACUGAACAACGAUGAAUAUCAUUAUCAUAUGUCAAAACAAAAAUCGAUUUCACAGCUAGUCACAACUUGAGGCAGCAGAAACAUUGAAUAUCUCUCUCAUCUAGAUCCCCCAAAACGUCUAGAAUUGUCAGAUAUAAGAUUCAAUGUUUCAAAUCGAGCCUCAAAAAGUCUUUAAGAGAUGUAACUGUUUGAACUCUAGGUUCUAAGAAAAUGGUAUCUGGCCAAUGUGGUUAUUCAAAAUCAGAUGCUCGUUGCUGCAUAACUAUUAUUUUGAACACUUUCCACAAUUUUUAGAACGAGGCACUGUUAGAAGAGUACUUACUUAGAUAGUCAUUUAUUCAUCCACUACCUACCACACUGAGAGUUUGCUUUUAUGCGAGUAAAAUUUUAUGUUCAUGUGCAUACCACCUAUCAAUAAAACUCAACCACAAAUUUCAUUGCGUAUAACUGAUGUGUUGACCACUUUUUGUCACAAACUUAACAAUCUCCUCAUUGAACAAAGAUCUACCAGGUUUUUCCUCAACAAUAUUUUUACCAGAGCAUGUUGUCUAUCUAGUAGAGUUCUAUUAUCGAAGUAAUGUGGUCACUAAAGGGUCUAAUUUUUGACAUAAAAAGUUGUUUUCUUUGUUUUGUUUUUUGAUAUUCAUUGGAUUCGGGCCAACUUGUAUGCAUGUUGAUUAAUCUUACAAAACAACAACCUGACCCUACUAUAUUUGAAUGUCAAAUAAACUU